This is a messenger RNA of Pangasianodon hypophthalmus (striped catfish), 3298 nucleotides long. RefSeq names its product FIC domain protein adenylyltransferase (gene ficd). Lineage: Eukaryota; Metazoa; Chordata; Actinopteri; Siluriformes; Pangasiidae. Gene Ontology annotation, molecular function: protein binding. The record is from RefSeq and is a predicted model, not a curated record. The coding region runs from base 187 to 1536 and encodes 449 amino acids. The transcript has 3 exons.
GCAGGUUCCACAUAUAUACAACGAAUCGCAUUGGCGUUUAAAGCUACGUCACUUUCCCGGAAGUGGACAGCAGCGUUACAAACGUAGCUGAGGAUAAAGAUUUUUUUUUUUUCGGAAAACCGGAGUUGUUUCUUCAAUGUAAAGAAUGCUGGACAUGAGGCUCGGUAAAGCAGGACACCUAGACUGAUGGCAGCGAUAACGGUGUUGCGUCACGUCAGCACUAGUCCUCUGCUAUGGGGCUGGGGGCCUGUUCUCUUCAUCCUGUUGGGCUCAGUGUUGGUCCUGCUGCUACCUCUGGUGGGUGUGGAGGAGAAGUGCUGUGCCAAACUGAAAGGCAUCUCCCUCUUGCGCUGCCAACUGUGGGGCAACACCCAUCGGGCUGUGGGGCACUCGACCAGCCUCACUGUACCAUACACUGCGCUUGAGCUCCUACCUCAAAAGCCCAAGCCCACUAAAGAGUCACAGCUGGAGGCAAAGGCAGCUCUCCAGCAGGCCCUGGAGAUGAAGAAGCAAGGAAAAAGGGAGAAGGCACACAAACUUCUCGUCCACGCGCUCAACAUGAACCCGGACUUUGUGGAUGCCCUCACCGAGCUAGGCACCAUCCUAGAAGAGGAGAAGGAUGUGGUCCAGGCUGACCAUCUGUACAGCAAAGCACUCGCCAUUUCACCCUGCCACCAGAGGGCACUGGUGAGCCGUGAUCGCACACUCCCCUUAGUGGAGGAAAUUGACCAACGUCACUUUGGCAUCAUCGACGCCAAAGUGCAACGUCUUAUGGCCAUCCCAAAAGGCAAUUCCGCUCUUCGUCGGAUCCUGGAGGAGACUUAUUACCACCAUAUUUACCAUACGGUGGCCAUCGAAGGCAACACGCUGACUCUGUCUGAGAUCCGGCACAUCAUUGAGACGCGCUACGCCGUGCCAGGGAAGAGCCUGCACGAGCAGAAUGAAGCUAUUGGCAUCGAUGCCGCCAUGAAGUACAUCAACACCACGCUACUGUCGCGCCUUGGUGCUAUCACAGUCAAUGAUAUCCUGGAGAUCCAUCGGCGAGUGCUGGGAUUCACUGAUCCAGUGGAAGGGGGGCGAUUCAGAGCUAGCCAAGUGUUUGUAGGCCACCACAUUCCACCGCAUCCAAACGAUGUGGAGCGGCACAUGCAGGAGCUAGUACAGUGGCUUAAUUCAGAUGAAGCGCUGCACCUUCACCCGGUGGAAUUUGCUGCUCUGGCCCACUAUAAACUCGUCUACGUACACCCAUUCAUAGAUGGGAAUGGAAGGACAUCAAGGCUCCUGAUGAACCUAGUGCUGAUGCAGGCAAAUUACCCACCAAUCACCAUCCGGAAAGAGCAAAGGGCCGAGUAUUACGCCGCCUUGGACACAGCUAACGAGGGUGACGUUCGGCCGUUCAUUCGGUUUAUUGCCAAGUGUACGGAGAUCACACUGGACACACUGCUCAUUGCUACCACUGAACAUGCAGUGGGUUUGCCUGAUGCUAGCAAUCAGGCUUGUCCUAACUGUAAACAGACUAUACCAGUGCAUAAUUGAAGUGAUUAGCGAUUCAUAGAAUAGUCCUGUCAUAAUGACCGUUGGUCACUUUUGGUUCCUCGGUCUGCUCGAUGAACUUAGAUCUAAGAUCAACUUAGUUUAACUGGUUAAGUCAGAUAUGCUAGUGUUUAGUGGAAACAAAGGUUCAGUCCAGCUGCCACUUAAAACACCACUCUGAGCCUGAAUCAUGCUGCCAUUUAAUAAUUUCCUGAUCGUUUGGUGCUCGAGACAGUUGAAUCUUGCAUAAUUUAUUACAAUAGUCUGAAAUUUACAUAUAGGUUAGUUAUUUCUUUCUGACAUACACAAAUAUGAUUCAUAGAUACUUUUUUAACAGAGGACUGCUCUUUUGUUUUUUUUUUCUUGAGACUUUCCUAGUUCUUGGGAGAAAAUCUAAUCAAAUACUUUAUUUCUGCCUCAAGGAAAAAUAUUAGAUACAGUUGGUAUGUAGAAUGUCAGAUCAUUGCCUGUGUUACAUUCAAGCUAUUCCAUUGCAUUUUUCCCAUUUUGUCACUGAGUUAGUUCCUGUUUUAGUGAUAGCAGCUAAUCUUUGAAUUUUUUAUUAUCAUAGUGGUCCAUUAGAUUGGGAAUGCAUAAAAAUUGGUUAAUGUCAGUGUUAAUUGAGUGUUAAUUAAGUAUUGAUAAUUGAGGUGGUUUUUGGCUAUCAUUUAUUUUAACCAAUACUAAACCUUUUAAUAGUUAGCCAUUUAGCAGUGUUUACCUAAAAUUUCCCUUUAUGUUUUAUUUUUGAUUUUCAAAGAAUUAUUUAAAAUUUUGGACAAAGUUGACUUCUCAAGGAAUUUGGCAAAAUUCCAGUUUGAGGUCAUUAUUUUAUUGUUUUAUUUGUUACCAGUAGUCAUUCUUAUACGAGUGCCAUUGAGACAUUAUCUUAAUGAUGUCCGAACUAAAAUCAGAAGCACCACCAUCUUUAAAAAAAAAAAGUUAUGCUAAUGUUGCUAAUACAGAAUUAAAGCUAGUAAGCGUUGUUUUCCUCAUUGUAAGUGCCAUUUCAAUAUUCGUUAAGACCUGACAGAGUGGACAGUGUUUUGUGGUAUUUGCUUUUUUUCGUAAGGUUACGUUUAGCUCUAUAGACAAUAUUAGCCACAGUACCACUUUGUGCCUCAUGUUGGAGGUUUGCACCGAGAAGCACUUUAUAUUUCCGGAGUGACAUUAUUUAUUUUACGGACUUGAAGUUAUUUUAUUAUUGUGUGUGUGAAAGAAUGAUUAAAUUAUUGAGCUCAGCACUUUUAUUGUCCUCUCCUUGUCAUAUACAUACACAAAUAUAGUUUCAUUUACCAGAGCACUGUUCUGUGCUGUGCGCGGUUCUGUUUGGUCAAUACAUUUUCAUUUCUAUAGAAAUAACAUACACAGGGACAUGUGACUGAUGCUGCACAAAAAAAAGGAUUUAAAAAAUGCUUGUAAUUGAGGAUUUUUUUUUUGGAGAUAUUUUUGGAAGGAGUCUCCAGUGUCAGUAGCUUGUAACACUAAAUCAUAAAGCUAUAACUAAGUUAAGGAAGGUUUUCCAACAUAAAAAAAAGUCUAUAGGAUGUAGAGCUUUGUACUUUCCAUUUUUUCCUACUUUUUUGUCUUAGCAUCACAAGAGAGAAAAAAAGAGGCUGGUGAGACAAAGUCUGUUUAUAGCUACUACUAUAACAAGUGAUACUAUACCGAACUUGUUUUUCAGACAUUCCACAACAUUUUAUCCAUUUAAAGUACGAGCUGUUCUUUAACGAAUAAAAAAAAGUGGUUAGUGUUUGCAAAUUGC